AUGUGCUAUAAAAGACAAUAUAAUCAUCCUGCCACUGCCAGAGUCGAUAGUAAUGGUAAUGCUAUCACUAGAAUGCAUCCUUCCAUGAAAAGGCCUCGUGCACCUAUUGCUUGUAUACGAUGUCAUCAUAAAAAAGUACGUUGCGAUGGAGAACAUCCAAAUUGUACUCGUUGUACUCAAGGGGGUAUUUUAUGCGCUUAUCCAAGCAGUCGGCGAUCUCGUAACACCCAGACUACCAAUGUGGACCCUUUUAUCGACAACUUGUCUCAAUUAGAAAUAAAAAUUCAUCAAAUCGAGGCGGAUCUUGAAUCCCAACGUAAUCUAUUUUUAUCCCUUCAAAUUAAUAUGGUACCUUCGUCUAUAAAUAAUAAUCCUACGGCAACCAUGUCAACUGAUAACAACGACCGUCUCCAUCAUCAUCAUCAUUCUAAAUCAAAAUCAAAUCAUCAUGAUCGUAUCACCUCUCAAUUGGAAGCCAAAUUAAAACAUACUGAACAAUCCACUUUGGAAACCCGUCGUGCAAUGGCUCAUACUCGUUUACAACGUGAGCAACAACAAAGAUCAUCUAAUCAUACUGCCAAGAAAAGAUCCUUGUCAAUGCAUGAUGCAACAAAAACAACCAGUACAGGAUCUCAUUUAACUAAAAAAUUAAAACAAAAUCAUAAGAAGACAUCUAUCAUUACACCUGAUAUGACAACUACUUCGACAGCAUCAACAACAACAACGACAAUAUCAUCGUCAUCAUCAUCAUCAUCUUCGUCAUCAUCAUCGUCAGCAGCAGGUGGUGGUGAUGAUACAUUACAACAGCAAUCAUCAUCCAAUACUAUGAUGACGCAAUAUCAUCCAUCCAUAUCACAAAACUACCUCUUUCCUACUUUAGAUCCUUUUUCCUGUCAACCUUUAACUGAUUGGCCACAUCCUCAGAACAAUUAUACGGAUGAUGGAAGAGAACAACAAAAUUUAUCAUCUUCUGAUUGUCCCACAACUACAGAUAAUAUUGUUCAACCUAUCAAGCCUCUAGCGACCCCUCCUCCAACAUCUCAUAAUAAUAAUAAUACAUCCCCUUUAAGUUAUCCUUCAUCAUCAUCAUCAUCUUAUACACCUUCAUUAUCUGCCAAUUCAUCCGUCCAUUCUCUGAAUCAUGUCCCACCUUCAUCCUAUCCUACCCCUUCUUCUUCCUGUUCCACCUUGUCUCAAACUCCAGCUUGUCAUAUCAUGGACCUCUACAAUCAUUUGACCAUGGAAGACUUGAUUUCUUUUGAUUCCCAAAAUACUGGUCCCACUGCCCCAAUGAUUGACAAUACAGUCUGGUACUGCUAG
Messenger RNA from Halteromyces radiatus, 1320 nucleotides. RefSeq lists its product as uncharacterized. Gene Ontology annotation, molecular function: zinc ion binding; DNA-binding transcription factor activity, RNA polymerase II-specific. Lineage: Eukaryota; Fungi; Mucoromycota; Mucoromycetes; Mucorales; Cunninghamellaceae. The coding region runs from base 1 to 1320 and encodes 439 amino acids. Gene Ontology annotation, biological process: regulation of DNA-templated transcription. The record is from RefSeq and is a predicted model, not a curated record. The transcript is spliced from 4 exons.